Coprinopsis cinerea okayama7#130 is the source of this 858-nucleotide messenger RNA. RefSeq lists its product as hypothetical. The record is from RefSeq and is a predicted model, not a curated record. The transcript has a single exon. Bases 1 to 858 code for a protein of 285 amino acids. Lineage: Eukaryota; Fungi; Basidiomycota; Agaricomycetes; Agaricales; Psathyrellaceae.
AUGCACCCUUCCGAAGGACAAACCGCCUCAUCUUCUUCGUCCUCAAUGGACUACCACUGCCGUCGAUCACCCGUCCUUUCAGAAAACCGGCCUCUUUCGCCCGAUUUCAACCAACGAGGGUACCAUCACCAGAAAACGAAUUCAUCAGAAGGCACCGAGUGCAAGGCGAUGUAUAAGGGACGUCACCGGUCUACCCUUUCCAACACGACAAACUCCUCGACCGGUUCUACGCCUUCGUCGAGAAGCAGGAGUAGCUCCAGUGCCAGUCUUGGCGCCCUCAAGAAACGCGAUCGCGCCAAUUCGGCGGCUGCUAAAGCAGCUGCAGCUGCAGCUGCGGGCUCUGGGGGCUCGACGACGAGGGUGGUGAUGAUCCCUCCUGUCCCCUCCAUCUCCAACUGGGUUCGUCAGAAUCGGGCUAGCAACGACAAGAAUAGCAACAAGACGACGUCAUCGACAUCCUCGUCCUCGGUGUCGUCGUCAACUACGAGCUACAAGACGCACCACAGGUCGAAUUCAUCGUUGUCGUCGUCUGUGGCGCAUAUGGCUAUCAGGGAGCCAUUGGGCGAGAGUUCGAAUCGGGAUCGGAGGAGGGAUGUGGGCGGUGGUGAUGGGGAUGCUAUGGAUGUGGAUAUGGACGCGGCGGGUGGUAUGGAUCAGUCUGGGUGGGCUGUGGAGGUUGAUCUGAAUGGGAUAACGAUACCUUCGUUGCCUUCCAUCGCGAUCUCGUCGUUCAGUUCGAGUUUUGUGCAUCGGGUGAGGGAGGAGGGAGGGAAGGAGGAGAGGCGGAGGAAGGAGGCGUCGACGGAUUCGAUGGAGAUGAGGAGGAGGGAUAGGUCGGCUUCUGGAGGGAAGAAUUAG